This is a messenger RNA of Belonocnema kinseyi, 4134 nucleotides long. RefSeq names its product matrix metalloproteinase-14 (gene Mmp1). The record is from RefSeq and is a predicted model, not a curated record. The transcript is spliced from 10 exons. Gene Ontology annotation, biological process: proteolysis; extracellular matrix organization; collagen catabolic process. Bases 68 to 1606 code for a protein of 512 amino acids. Gene Ontology annotation, cellular component: extracellular matrix. Gene Ontology annotation, molecular function: metalloendopeptidase activity; zinc ion binding. Lineage: Eukaryota; Metazoa; Arthropoda; Insecta; Hymenoptera; Cynipidae.
UCUGUCACAAUUUGGAUAUUUGCCACCAGCAAACCCAGCGAGUGGUGGAAUCAUUUCCGAAGACACGAUGUUCAAGGCCAUUUCUGAAUUUCAAUCGUUUGCUGGAUUGAACAUCACAGGAUUUUUGGAUGAUGAAACUGUACAGAUCAUGUCUUUGCCGAGAUGUGGAGUUAAAGAUAAAGUAGGACCAAGUUCUGACGGCAGAUCAAAAAGAUAUGCCCUUCAAGGUUCCAGAUGGCGAGUAAAAAAACUGACUUAUAAAAUAAGCAAAUAUCCAAGACUACUAGACAAAGGAGGAGUUGACAAGGAAAUCGCAAAGGCUUUCUCCGUCUGGUCAGACUACACGGACUUAACAUUUACACCCAAAAAAUCAGGCCAAGUGCACAUAGAAAUAAGAUUCGAGCGAGGAGAACAUGGAGACGGUGAUCCCUUCGAUGGUCCUGGUGGAACACUGGCCCAUGCAUAUUUCCCUGUUUACGGCGGUGAUGCUCAUUUUGACGAUUCAGAACACUGGUCUAUUCAGAGUUAUCGUGGAACAAACCUCUUCCAGGUGGCAGCGCACGAAUUCGGACAUUCACUUGGCUUGAGUCACAGUGACAUUAAGUCUGCACUAAUGGCACCAUUUUAUCGAGGAUAUGACCCUAACUUUAUGCUAGACAGUGACGAUAUUCAAGGAAUACAAGCUCUGUAUGGCUCUAAAUCGGCAGACGGAGAUGCAGGAACUACCUACAACCACCGAACUACAAUAGCACCUCCGGGCGAAGAAGAUCCUUUAUUAUGUUCAGACCCUAAAGUCGAUGCGAUGUUCAAUUCUGCCGAAGGUCACACGUAUGCUUUUAAAGGACAAUACUAUUGGAAGUUAACAACAGACGGAAUUGCUAGCGGUUACCCGAAACUCAUCAGUUCCUCUUGGAAAGGCUUACCAGUAAAUAUAGAUGCUGCCUUUACCUAUAAGAAUGGUAAAACUUACUUUUUCAAGGGCUCGAAGUACUGGCGAUAUAUUGGCAAAAAAAUGGAUGGCGAUUAUCCCAAAGACAUCAGCGAAGGUUUCACAGGAAUUCCAGAUAAUAUUGACGCAGCCACUGUUUGGACCGGAAACGGCAAGAUAUAUUUCUACAAGGGUACCAAGUUCUGGAGGUUCGACCCUGCCCAAAAACCACCCGUGAAGAGUACAUAUCCAAAAUUGAUAUCAAAUUGGGAAGGGCUGCCAGAUAAUGUGGAUACUGCUCUGACAUACCACGGAUACACAUAUUUCUUCAAAGGAGACGCGUAUUAUAGAUUCAAUGAUAGGACGUUCGCUGUAGACGCUGCUGAUCCAGCUUUUCCAAGAGCGACUGCUUAUUGGUGGUUUGGCUGUAGAGGAGCUAGCCGAGGAACGCUAGGUAAUAUUCAAUGGAAAAAUAAAGAUGAUGUAUCUAUUUAUUCUGGAAACCUUGAGGAGGUCUCUAUGAAUUUUCCAGGCGGCGACGCUAUCGAUAGUUACGAUGACGUUGAUGACAUCAUUUUAGACACAGCCCUGCAUCCCGGGGCUCCGAGUGUACUUUCCGACACUGCUAACAAACGAAACAAUAAAGCCAAAUUUGUCUUCACGGGCAUCAUGAUUUAGCGUCGAUUGAUCUCUCUCUUUCUAUCAUCGCUUGUCUCUUUUCAAAUGGACGAGUUAUUUUGGCAACAGAUAGACGAAGAUUGACGAAGAUCAUCAAAACAAUCACGAGUGCCACCGAGCGCUGCCGGACGCCGGUUGCUGUCGAUUCGGAACCCAGUUCUAACACGAGAUCGCGAUUCGUUUCUUGUGAUCGCUUUUUUUUAGAUGCUUUCGUGUUCAAUAUCGGCAUUCGCUUCGCAAUAGCAGCCUUCGGAAUCCUGUUCCUUGGCAUCCUCUGGGUGCUUCGCUCCAACCAAAGGUGCCUGGUGUCCUCAACGUGCCUCUGUGAUCUCAGGUGAAGGAUAUAAAGGUUACAGGUCAUGGUGACUAGAGGAGACCAGAAACUUUCCCCACGGACAGUAAAUUCCAGGCCAGUGCCAUUCCUUCAAAAAUGAAAAAAAAGUUCCAAACAACAGCCGACUCAAAUGAUGUCAGGGGUUCAUAAUUUUGCACCUGGCGACAUCUUACAAAAGAGAUCACAAGAAUUAACGCCCAAAGACACACCUUCGUGCGACGAAUCCCCUAUUGAAACAUAAUUUUAAUUCUCAUGGUACGAUAUAUAUGAAACCACAGGAGACACUGAUGAGCAGCUCGUGACGAAAUCAGAUCAAGACUCAGCAGAUUCCGCGGCAGAAUGUAUUUUCGACAGUAGAGGAAUCACCUACCAUUUUUUUCUUAGCUUAGCGGCACUUCUAAUGAGCCUCAGAUUCUUCAUUUUCACGUACUAAAAAAUGCUGAUACAAGUUGUAACUACGGAGAAUAACUUCAUCCCUUAUGAAGAAAGAAGUUCCGCUGUCACGGAACUCAGAAUUAAAACCGGUCUUCUUCUAAUCAUCGAAUUAAGCAUUUCCUAUUAGAGUAGGGCUAUCGUGUAAGCUUAGAUUAGUUAUUGCUACGCAAAACUGAUGAAACUAUUUCUAAACUAUGCGCAAGAAGAAUUACUAUCGCUAUUAAAAUUUCGAAAAACAGAUCAGCAAGGUUGAUCAGUUUAUCACAUAAUAACUUGCUGAUUUCAAUUUAUACGUUGGGAUCUAUCAACGAUAAAAAACUUAAACCAUAAAUAUAAAAGAUACAUCUUAUAUUAAUAUGAUUUGAGAAUCACUGCUGUUAGUCGAAAGAAAAUCAGAAAGGGGUGCCACUUUUUCAUUUUUGCCAGCUGUACUAUAGAGAGGUUUUAUUAUAUUCAAGGAGCAACACCGAUGCGAUUAUUUUAAGUUAAAUUAUAAUUUUUUAGUAGAUACAUUUAUUUGAAAUGUAGAUUUCUAUGAAUCAGGUUAGUUCAAACAAGUUUCCAUAAAACAUCCACAGAGCGGGCGAAACCAUAAGCUUUGCUAUUUUUCAUUAUUAUCAUAAGAAAUUAUUAUAAUGGUACAAUAAUCAUUCAAGAAGAAAUUGUAUGGCGUGUAACCAAAGUUUUUUGAUAUUCCAAUAUUAUUUUAAAGCAGGUAAUUAUUUGUUAGCUUCUAAAAGGCAUAGAAUUCGAGUCAAAAUGAACAUUUUGCAGUGUACGUGUUUCUCGAAUAUUUAAAUGUUUAGCAAUAGAAUACCGAACUAUUGUAAAAACGCAUAUCUUUUAAUUAUCUAGAAAUCAGAGUAUUAUUACACUCUUAAGUAUUGGUUAAAACCUUUACACUGCCGCUCGAAUGAAUUGCGACUCACUAAAAUAAAUCUAAACAAAAUAUAUACUAUGAAAUAAAUACUCAAGAAAGUAUACUCUAAAAAUAUAUAUCUUAAUAGAAGUGUUCAUCGUUCAAAAGGAAGAAACUACUGUAACUUAGAAGACUUGAGCCAAAGGGGUGUAAAUGAUUACUUUCAGUUAAUAAUGAAAAUCAAAAGUACAGAUAAAUAAUUAUAUAUGCAGAGCUCCCAAAAUUUUGCCCGGAUGCUACUUUAUAUGCAUUGUAUCUCAGUGGGCACAAAGGUUAAAGAACGUUCCAAUUAAUUAAUUACUUAUUAAUUAAAGGACGUUCCAAUUACGUUCUUAAAUUUCGUGACCACUGGGAUAGUCCUAAUCAGUGGUUCGGAAGUCGGCUCUAGAAGAAGUAUGAUGUUUCUACUAGAGUCAAUUGACCGAAUCAAUAUAAUGUUGCAUAAAGCAUACGAAGUUUGACAAGGGCUCCAUUUUAGGAGCACUCAAUAUAUGCCUAAAAAUGUUUCACGUUUCCUUUACAAGGACUAAACAAUAUUUUUACACGUAAAUAUAAAGUAGAAGUUUUUAAUCCAUGUUGUUCUGUAGAACUUUUUAUGAUAACUUAAAAUUCAAAUCAUGGAGAUUUAUGAAAAUGUCACUUACACCCCAUUGAUUAGACCUCAUCAAUUUUUAUCGAAUUAGAGAAGGAUAUUGGAUGAGCAAAAUAGGUGUUUGCCAAAGUCAUUAUUGCCUUGGUCACAAGUGCCUUAGAUAUAUUAUUUUUGUAAUGUGUAAUAUGAUGUAGUAUACUUGCCGAAACAGCUGUGACAUCUUCCAAUAAAAUGUACACAUAAUAGAA